AUGUUUGAACGUCCAACAAAGACACUUAAACAUUCUUUAUUCAACGUGUUUGAAAAUGCACAAGAUUAUGUAGCGGAUGUCUGCUUUGACUAUCCCAACCAAAAGCAAAAAAUAUGGGCACAUAAGGCUUUGCUGAUUGCCAGAGUUCCUGAAGCAUUUCGAACAAAGUACAUGGCCCCACUCGAGCAGCAGCAGCAACAAGCAGCUGAACAUGAAGAAACCACCACCACCACCACCACCACCACCACCAAACAAGCUACAAUUACACUCGACAUUAGCGUUGUCAUCCCUUACACAACACUCCGUCAACUUCUCCGCUUUUGGUACAUUGCUCAAUUCUCGGCUCCUCUAGACGAUGCCUCACUGUUAUCCAGCCAUGUAGCUGGCCUUGACCUGGAAGAUGCAAGCUCCAGCUUACAGUCCGAAGUGGAAUUGAACAUUCGUCGUGAAAUUACAGCAUUGGAAGAGCGACUCGAGGUCAAACUGAUACCAGUGCCAUCCACUGUAGGACCGCAUGCUGAUACACACCAAUGGACCAGUGAUCUGAAACGCAUGAUGGAUGAAAAGAUCUGUUGCGAUGUUGUGGUGAAUAUCUUCAAUGUGCCUCAUGGACAGCCAAUCACAAAUCAAGUGUCCUUCCCAGCACAUCGUUUCAUACUGGCAAGUCAAUCACCCUACUUUUAUUCUGUAUUCUGCACUGAGUUCCGAGAAGCAUCCACCUCAUCAGUUCAUAUGCCAUCCGACUUGUUUUCUUCCACUGCACUGCAAGUCAUCUUGCACUACUUUUACACCGACAUGUUGAUUUUGCCCCCCUUUGUCUCAGCUGGCACCAAGAAAUCUCAACCCCAUAUUGCUCGCUUGAACGAAAAAAAGCAUGAAUUGCGUAUAUUGCAAAAGGUGUUUGGUGCUGCUGAUUUCUUAGGUCAUUAUGAUACCAUCUGUAAGGCAGUUUUGGUCAAGAUGUCUGUCAUUUGCCACCAUUUCAAAUGUGUGUGUACAGAAUGCGCAGUGCUGUUACCAUCCAUGCUAUUGUUUGCAGACAAGAAUGAAAAGUAUGUUUCGAAAUUGCGACACAAAUUGCUCUCUCUUUAUGCUGAUCCGCUGGAUUCCUUGGCUCCUCUCUGGUCUCAGAAGCCAUUCGCCAUCUUGGUCAACUCACUGAAUUCAGCUCAAGCAGCGACCACAGCGCCUGUGAUUCCAUCCACUACGACAGCAAGCACACUCAACAGUACGACAAACAAGGCUGAUUCUGGAGCAGAAGUAAUAUCUCAAAUAUUCAGCAACAAAGCAUCCGCCGUUCCACCUCCAGCUGCCACGACUACCAGCAAUGCCACCGCCUCUGCUACCCCACAGCAAGCUAAUUCAUUGGAUGGCACUCAAUCUCUCUCCUCAUCAUCUACCACAACGACCAUACCAACAGCAAAUGAACUGGGUUUAGUAGCCGAGUUGACAGAGCGCACAUUCGCCAACAUUACCAAGCAUAAUUCAGUGCGUGCACUUCAUUCGCUUCAUUUGUGUCUUUCGUACCUCCGUGGAGCUGAUCCCUUCCCGACAUGGUCGCAACCUGUUCUGACUAUUCUAAACCAGUUUUUGCACUACACGGUUGACAUGAUCUCCAGCAAUUUCGACUAUUACUGUGUUGAAUAUCCCAUCUUGCUGUCUUGCGUAGAUGGCAUAGGGUUCGGAUUCUCUGUGGACUUUUUGGGAUUUGUGUUAACUCGGGUGUUGACGGAAGGUAUUCAUGAUGGUAAUGCAGCGAUCUUGUACCAGGGUAUUGUGCGUGAUCUUGGAGGCAGACAAGAGAUGGUGCGCAAUGUGGCUGUAGACAGUGUCUUACUGGACGCUCGGGUCAAGUGUGCCUCUUAUUUAUCAAGGCGCUGGAUGGCCGUGAAAGCCGAAGGCGGAUUCGUCAAUAUUGACAAGGAGAUUUUGAGGCUCAUUGCUGAAGAUAUUAAUGUACCCACAAAAGCCUUGACUAAGCCUUUAGAGAACGAUUUCUCAACCAUGUUUAGUUUCAAGCCUAAAAAGGCAUCUAAUACCACUGUGUCAAGAGCGGUGUCUAAGGAAGACGCUCUAGCAACAAGCACAAUACCAUCCUCCAAUGCAUCAAAGCGGUUGUCAUUCGGAAGCGCUACUGCAUCGAUCCAUCCUCAGGAUAACGAUACCCAGCUACCAAGUGGCCAAAGGCUAGGAAGAAGUCGUUCUUUAUCAGCAUCCAACAACACUCAGGAAUCCAUCUUGAAGAAGGAUUCUCAGUUACGCAAUCAUGGUCAUCAUUCUGAUAAUGAGGAUAUUGUCAUGUCAGUAGGUAGUAUUCGACGCAGCAGUAACAGUAAUAGCAGUAUCCAUUAUCGAUCUUAUCGGCGUCAGGGAUCGACCGGCUCUUUAACAGACGCAUUAUUACCUAUCGACACCAUCUCCAAAGAUGCAACAGCCGCUGAUACAUCAAAAGACGGCAAAACCGAAGCUGCACCGAGACCCACCCGGUUGAGAUUUGCAUUACCCGACACACCUAGUCGAGUGAAACCCAACUCGCACAGAUUGUCAGCGAUCCAAGGUAGCCAACAGCAUAGUGGAAAUAUGAAUCAUGCACAGAAGGCAGCCGCUAGAAAAGGACGUAGAGCUAAAUCACCCGGUAAAUCUAGAUGGAGCUUGGGCUAUAGUACCAGUGACAGCAGUGAUGAUGAAUCAGGUGGAAAAUACAAACAUAUACCAUUGGUCGGCCAAAAGGUAGAAUUGCUGAGACGUCCAUUACCGACACAAGGCACCAUAAAGUACAUUGGUGAAGUCGAAUUUGCAAAGGGAACUUGGGUUGGCGUAGAAUUAGAAUCAAGACUUGGUAAUAAUGAUGGCUCCGUUGAUGGUAAACGUUAUUUUGAAACUUUUCCUCAAAGAGGUGUAUUUGUGAAAAUUGAUGAUUUCAAAAUUAUUGCUCCUCCUGCAGAAAAGAAAUAA
This is a messenger RNA of Mucor velutinosus, 2955 nucleotides long. RefSeq lists its product as uncharacterized. The coding region runs from base 1 to 2955 and encodes 984 amino acids. NCBI's taxonomy places the organism in Eukaryota, Fungi, Mucoromycota, Mucoromycetes, Mucorales, Mucoraceae. The record is from RefSeq and is a predicted model, not a curated record. Gene Ontology annotation, cellular component: cytoplasm; microtubule plus-end; nucleus. The transcript has 4 exons. Gene Ontology annotation, molecular function: microtubule plus-end binding. Gene Ontology annotation, biological process: cytoplasmic microtubule organization.